AUAUGAUACAUUUAUAGAUGAUCGCCAUUUACCCAGUACCGUCUAUGCUGCCCCGCAUAUCUUUAUCCUCGGGUUCCAUCACUUCACUCAUUUCUGCUCACCAGAUCCCAUGGAUGGUUAGCAAGCAAAAACGUCCUCCAGAAUCUGGAGUCGACGCGCAAGCUCAUCCUUGAGUUACUCACGGACAUGGACAAUCGAUUAACCCCCGUUCUGGAUUUCACCACCUCACAUACUCGAUUUCUAUGCUCCUUUCACCAGCCUUCACUUCAACUUUCGCCUUUGUUGGGGGAGCCUUGACUACUUUGCAUGUGAUUUUGCAAGAGGUGUGUGGAAGACAUCUGUGGCUGAACAAUCCAUUUCGGAGUUCCAGCUCCGAGGAUCAAAGGAUGGAGACACCAGAGAUAGAACAAGAAUGGAAUGGCUCUGUGGCGCACAGAUGGUUCAAAUAUAGAGACCAAAGCCCCUCCGAUGGUGUUCUAGCCUUUUCAUUGAAUCCUAGCACUGGCACGCAUAGAGGUCACAAAGUCAGGCGCCCGAAUUGUGACAAUGACGAACAAAGAAACCUUUCUCAGCCCUUACAACGCUUUUAACAUCGACUUCUAGCCACCUUAUAGCAACUAUCGUGUCCAACUCCGAGGUACAAAAGACGAGAGCGGAUAAUGCUACCGACCUUGCUAGGUUCCAGCCCACUGACGACUCUGCGGAACUCCGUAAAUUCAGCAGUACACUUCGAAAUAUACUUGCAAAAGCGCUUAUCUGCCAGUAGGGAACGUGGGAGUGACGCCUUUGUAUUUUCGUGCCUUCAUAAUGUUUUGCAUUCCCUUAUCACAAAUCUACACCCAGGUGAUUGCGCCCUUGAAAACCCCUUUCAAAUAUUCGCUAUGUUUAACGUGAAGAGAAGAAGAAGAAGACAGGAUUGAUUUAAUUUUGUGAUUACCAACAGUUACAGGGAAUUCUUAUAGGACUUUCUAUCCAAGCGCUUCUAGAGAUACGCUCGUUAAAACGCAGUAUUAUUUGUCAAGCUGAGAGUAACUGCAUAAAUGCAUAAAUAAUAAUUAGACACAUUUGUCUGAUCAUGUAGUAGGCACAGUUAUCAAAGGGACUGCGUUAUACUUUUC
This is a messenger RNA of Serpula lacrymans var. lacrymans S7.9, 1118 nucleotides long. RefSeq lists its product as uncharacterized. Bases 243 to 590 code for a protein of 115 amino acids. The record is from RefSeq and is a predicted model, not a curated record. The transcript has a single exon. NCBI's taxonomy places the organism in Eukaryota, Fungi, Basidiomycota, Agaricomycetes, Boletales, Serpulaceae.